UGCCGUUUGGUAUUAAGUACCAAUCCAGCCAGCAUCCAUUAAUCAGCUAUCUGCAAUCAGCUAUCUUAAGCCACAAAAUGAAGUUCCUUGCUCUGAGUCUCGCCCUGAUCGCCGUCAUCUCCUGCUGUUUGGCCCUUCCGUUGGAUCUGGAGAAUGGUGAACCACUGACUUUGCUGGAACUGGAGGCGGAAGAGGAUCCCCAGGUGGAUGAACUGGAAGGCGGCCGUGUGGUUCGAGGAUUGGGAGGUCUGGGCGGACUUGGCGGCAAGUUUGGCGGCUUCGGGGGACUCGGUGGCCUGAAGGGAGGAUUCGGUGGUCUGGGACACGGCUUUGGCGGUGGCUUCGGUGGACAUGGCUUCGGCGGCGGCUUCGGUGGAUUGGGCAGCUUCAAAAGCCUCUUCAACAAGAAGUUCCGUUAAUGUAACAGCAACAAGAUUAUAUUAAGUCUAGCAUUUUCAUAAUAAAGUCUGGUUAAGUAAUGUUAAAA
This is a messenger RNA of Drosophila gunungcola (fruit fly), 487 nucleotides long. Its product is annotated as H/ACA ribonucleoprotein complex subunit 1. The record is from RefSeq and is a predicted model, not a curated record. Bases 78 to 419 code for a protein of 113 amino acids. NCBI's taxonomy places the organism in Eukaryota, Metazoa, Arthropoda, Insecta, Diptera, Drosophilidae. The transcript has a single exon.